UCCAGAAGGUGUGCAACUGGCGGUUCCUAUACAGGGUGUUAUUCCGAAUCCUCCAUCUCCCGGAUCCUCUUUUUCUGGCGAUGGCCAAGUUGUCCCCCGUAGCCCAAACUGAAUUGUGGAUUGACAGCAGCGACGGAUGGGGAGGAAGAUUCACUAUGAACUACUUUUGCUAUUAUGGUAGUCAAGGUUGCCCAUGUUUUUGGCAACGUCAUGGUAUUUUGUUAAGUAGUGUGUGGAGUAUCUCGGAAACUUUAACAUGGAGGUGUAGAAACAUU
This is a messenger RNA of Linum tenue, 275 nucleotides long. NCBI's taxonomy places the organism in Eukaryota, Viridiplantae, Streptophyta, Magnoliopsida, Malpighiales, Linaceae. The record is from the annotation of a GenBank genome assembly.